AUGAGCGGUACACAAGUUAUAAACGACGAGGCGCUUAAGGUUCUUAAUCGGUACUUUGACGACUGGCGAAAACGCAACCCAAAAGCCCAGAUUCCAGAAACAUUCACUUUUACCCCAUCUAGUCCGAUUUGGCCAUCCUUGCAAAGCACGCCAUUCUUCAAAACCAUUAAGUGGACGCUCGAUGGAACCGGGAGGACUAUAGGAUCUAUUCCAAAGAAAGGGUUGAGGGACCCGCUUCGGUGGCGGUUCCAUGGGGCAACGAUGUCGUGGCGCAUAGUAUGA
Molecule: messenger RNA, 282 nt
Organism: Colletotrichum navitas
Lineage: Eukaryota; Fungi; Ascomycota; Sordariomycetes; Glomerellales; Glomerellaceae
Exons: 2
Coding region: 1-282 (93 amino acids)
Source: RefSeq, a predicted model, not a curated record